AUGGUAUCAGAGCGAUACCCAAGGGAUGAAGACGAAGAUUCCGCUGCCGAUUUCGAUUCAGCCAUUGAGAAAGACGAAGAUCUUUCUCGUGAUGCAGCUAUGGAGGUUUCUGCAUCAGGAAUUCAACCUUCAACCCUCUGCAAUCACAUCAUUUUCGGCAAUUUCGGGAAUUCAGAUUUUACUACCAUUCAAUCUCCUUUGAUCACUCCAAUCGAGCCAACAAUUGAUGGAUUUUCCAUAAAGAUUGGCAAGAUAACAUGUAUUCUUGCGGAUUCAUGUUGCAGCAUUGUCGAGGAAUCUGCGUUCCAAGAAUCUGAGUUUGCCGCUUCGGAAGACGAAGAGAAAUCGAAGAAUCUUGAUUCUGAAGUUGUGGCUUCUGAAGCAAUCAAGGGAUUGAACCACAACGAAUCUGAAUUUCGCGUUUCUGCAGAAAUCAAACAAUCAGAGAAUCAGGUCAAAGGUAGAGUUCCGUUACGAUCUGUUUACGGCGUUGCCGCCAUAAGGCUUUUCGCUUCUUGGUUCUAUGUCGGAAAACAGAAACAACAAAUCAGUAGCACCACAAUCAACAACCAGGUUUGGCUUUUCGAACUACAUGAUGAGUGCAUCGUCGAUUUUGAUCCCGGUGGAAUUAUGUUAGUGAUUUCCAGUUCUGCUACUAUGCUCUCUAUUAUGUCAAUUUUCGAUUCAAUUUCACUCUUUCCCUUCGAUCCCGGUGGAACUUUCCUAUGUCAAAUUGGUCUUUGUUUUCUGUUUGGUUUCUGUUUUCCAAACUCAUACUAA
Molecule: messenger RNA, 780 nt
Organism: Trifolium pratense (red clover)
Lineage: Eukaryota; Viridiplantae; Streptophyta; Magnoliopsida; Fabales; Fabaceae
Exons: 1
Coding region: 1-780 (259 amino acids)
Source: RefSeq, a predicted model, not a curated record